AUGGAGCUCUUCAACCAAGGGUUUGAACAGUCUAAAAACGACUACUCCUUGUUUAUUAAUAAAACUCCUACUUCCAUCACCAUUGCAGCUGUAUAUGUGGAUGAUAUACUCUUAACUGGCAACAACCACUCCAUUAUUCAAUCCCUUAAAGCACACCUUCAUCACAUCUUCAGCAUAAAGGAUCUAGGAAGACUCAAUUACUUCUUGGGUUUUGAGGUUACAUAUCUAAAUGAUGGAAUCGUCCUAAGCCAACAAAAUUUUACUACUAACCUUAAACUUCCUCUCAAUCUUAAGCCUAUAGCCACACCACUUCCUCUCAAUCUUAAACUUCAAACCAAUAAUUCUCCCCUUUUUCAUGACCCCACUCACUAUGGGAGUUUAGUUGGAAAGCUAAAUUUCCUCACCCAUACCAGACCAGAUUUUUCUUAUACUAUCCAAGCCCUUAGUCAGUUAAUGCAAAACCCUAUUGAGUUACACUUUCAAGCUCUCACUCACACCUUAAACUAUGUUGCAUCCACACUAGGGCAAGGGAUUCUCUUACAAUCUGUUGAUAACCUUAAACUUCAUGCAUAUUCAGAUAGUGAUUGGGGAGCUUGCUUGGACACAAGGAGGUCUAUAACUGGGUAUGUUAUACUCUUUGGGAACUCUCUAGUAAGCUAA
Amaranthus tricolor (Joseph's coat) is the source of this 660-nucleotide messenger RNA. RefSeq lists its product as uncharacterized. The coding region runs from base 1 to 660 and encodes 219 amino acids. The record is from RefSeq and is a predicted model, not a curated record. The transcript has a single exon. Lineage: Eukaryota; Viridiplantae; Streptophyta; Magnoliopsida; Caryophyllales; Amaranthaceae.